This is a messenger RNA of Monosiga brevicollis MX1, 2307 nucleotides long. RefSeq lists its product as uncharacterized. The record is from RefSeq and is a predicted model, not a curated record. The transcript is spliced from 2 exons. NCBI's taxonomy places the organism in Eukaryota, Choanoflagellata, Craspedida, Salpingoecidae. The coding region runs from base 1 to 2307 and encodes 768 amino acids. Gene Ontology annotation, biological process: protein dephosphorylation. Gene Ontology annotation, cellular component: nucleus. Gene Ontology annotation, molecular function: protein serine/threonine phosphatase activity.
AUGGACACAGAAGAGCAAGCCAAUGCCAAAGUGAAGGUGGCGGAAGCCGAAUUGGGCGUGGCCAAGGCCAAAGUGAAGGUGGCCAAAGCCAAACUGGGCGUGGCUGAAGCCAAUGUGGAAGCGGCUACAAAUGAUAAAGACCGAGCCCGAACCGAAUCAAGUGUGGCCAAAGCCGAAGUCAACGUGGCCAAAGCCGAAGUCAACGUGGCCAAAGCCGAAGUCAACGUGGCCAAAGCCAAUCUGGGCGUGGCUGAAGCCAAAGUGGAAGCGGCUACAAAUGAUAGAGACCGAGCCCGAGCCGAAUCAAGUGUGGCCAAAGCCGAAGUCAACGUGGCCAAAGCCGAAGUCAACGUGGCCAAAGCCGAAGUCAACGUGGCCAAAGCCGAAGUCAACGUGGCCAAAGCCGAAGUCAACGUGGCCAAAGCCAAUCUGGGCGUGGCUGAAGCCAAAGUGGAAGCGGCUACAAAUGAUAGAGACCGAGCCCGAGCCGAAUCAAGUGUGGCCAAUGCCAAAUUGAAGGUGGCCGAAGCCGAAGUGAACGUGGCCAAAGCCAAUCUGGGCGUGGCUGAAGCCAAUGUGGCCGAAGCCAGACUGGGCGUGGCUGAAGCCAAAGUGGAAGCGGCUACAAAUGAGAAAGACCAAGCCCGAGCCGAAUCAAGUGUGGCCAAUGCCAGAGUGAACGUGGCCGAAGCGAAAGUGAACUUGGCCAUCUUGUCGUCUCCCGCAGAGCUGAGCGAUGUCUCAAAAUCUCACUUCGACAUCUUGAACAACGAAGUGGCCCAUGCUUGCCAGGCGCGUGAUAAAGCUGCAAGCAAGAUGAACUCUCCCAUGGCGGCUGCAGUGAGCCCUCGCCCCCAGCAAUCCUCUGGCGUGUUGACGGCGCCAGCAAGUGCGGCCGCAUCCGCGGCUUCACGCGACGGGUAUCUAGACUACUACAAUCAAGUGACCCGGCAGGGUCGAUACAAAACAGCCGAUGAGACAAAGGCGAGCCCAUUCUGUUCGAGGAUCACGUCGGAGCAGACAAUCAUGGCCAAAAGCAUUCCAAAGGGCCAGCGCAGUUCGGAAGAUGCUCUCCAAAACGCCUGGGUGGAUUUUCUCAAGGAGCAGGGAGAGAAUAUCCCAUGUCACGUUUUUCGCAACAUUGCCUGCAUUUUGGAGCUCAAGCGCAGCACGAAGAAGUUUGCAGCUUCGGCUCUUGGCCAACUCUUUUCUUAUUUAAACACAUUGUUGAAGCUGUCUCCACGUCGAGACUUUUGCUUUGGCGCGUUGGUGAACUGUUUCGACUUCCACAUCAUCCGGGCAUAUCGAUGCCAAGAAACAGGCGACACUCACUUCGAGACCAUCAUGGCGGACGAUCUGCAGUCGGGCGCCCCCCUUGUGCGACUCCUGACCAUGGAAGCUCAUGAGCUUGGCUUCGUGGACUUGCGCGUGACCAUUCCUGAUAACGAUGGACGGCUGAUGGAUUAUCAUCCACACUGCUUUAUCGGCGAAGGCAGGCACUGCAAGGCUUACAAAGGCUGGUUUCAAGACAAGCCGGCCGUCUUCAAGAUUUUCGAGGACGAAGCCGUCAUGAAGCAGGAGCGUGACAUGCUUAACAAGCUGAAGUUGGCUAAGGUUCGAAACGUGCCUGUCUUCAAGGGUUGCUCGGAAGGGUCCCUCUACUGCUGCGUCGUGACCCCUGUGGGCAAAAAAUUUAUCACGCCUCCCACAAGAAAUGAGCUAUCAAUGCUUUUGGAUGUGCUCAAGGCCGCGCACAAGGCCGGGGUUGUUCAUCGUGACCCACUUCCCCGCAACUAUUUUCGAGUGGAUUCAGCAAUCCUGUUCAACGACUGGGGGUCGGCUGAAGAGAUUUGCAAAGGCCGGCCAGUUUUGCCCGCUGGCUGGCCUUGUGAGCAAGCAGCUGACAUGAUUGACGAGGUUCGUGCCACUUGCUGCAGUGAAUGUGGGAAGAAUUGCAGUGUGCAAGCCCCUUCAUGUUCGACUGGGUGUCGUUUGCAGGGUGAGGUGGUGCCCCAGUUCCGACAGGACCUGGAAAUGUUUGCAAAGGGCAUCUUCUUGCGAAUGAGCGGCUGGCCAAAUGACCUGCAUAGCACUGAUUUUUGGGAAAAGGGUCGCUGGGGAUUUACCUGGCAACCUGUCUUGAACGCUGCGAGCUUGCUACCCGAUUUCAUUACCGAAGAAGAUUCACCCGAAGAUUUUGUGAGAAACCACGAGGGGACAUACGAGAACUUCAGAAACACACUCUUGGAGUACUACGAUCGCCUGCUCCCUGAUGCGCCCUCUUUGCAUAAUGGCAGAAGGCCCUGA